Pocillopora verrucosa is the source of this 1888-nucleotide messenger RNA. RefSeq names its product glyoxal reductase-like. NCBI's taxonomy places the organism in Eukaryota, Metazoa, Cnidaria, Anthozoa, Scleractinia, Pocilloporidae. The record is from RefSeq and is a predicted model, not a curated record. Gene Ontology annotation, molecular function: oxidoreductase activity.
AAUAACUUCAAAACACUGAUUUUCUCAGCGGCGGCGAUAUCGGAAGACAUACAAGAGGUCACGUAAAAUAUUAUCAAGAAAUGAUUCGGUGGAGAAAACCAUUUUCCUCUCCGAUGGUAACCACUCGAACAUUUUGUAUGGUAUCUGUCAAAAGAACGCGGUUUGCAAUCCAGCAGGCUUGGAAGCGAAGGGACGCUGAUAAGUGUGAAGACAAAGCUUUCAAAGUAAAACACGCGAAGUUGUACUCCAUAGCUCCUUCUAGAAGUGAGCCUGAUGUCAAUAUUUCUUCAGCUUUGACUCUUAACGACGGCGUAAAAAUCCCCAUCUUUGGAUUGGGUGUCUACCAAGCAGGAUCUGGCGUGGAAACUAAAAAUGCCGUACGAUGCGCUUUGGAAAAUGGGUACAGACAAAUCGACACUGCUGCUAGAUACAAAAACGAGGACAGUGUUGGUGAAGCCAUCAAGGAAAGCAAAAUUCCACGAGAAGAUAUAUUUGUGGUCACAAAGUUAUAUGACGAUGAUCACGGCUUCGACAAAACGCUAGCAGCGUUCAAUAAGAGCUUAGGAAAAUUAGGAAUGGAAUACGUGGACUUGUAUUUGAUGCAUUCCCCGGUUCCUGAUAAUGUAAUAUCCUCAUGGAGUGCUAUGGUCAAGCUACGACAGCAAGGACUAGUUAGGUCAAUAGGUGUGUCUAACUUUGGUAUUCACCACCUUGAAGAACUAAAGAAGCACUCAACUGUUAUGCCCUCUGUCAACCAGAUUGAAGUUCAUCCCUUUUUACAAGAAAGUGAUGUGGUCAACUAUUGUAAAGAGGAAGGCAUUGCCAUCCAGGCUUACUCACCAUUGACAAGAGGCGAGAAACUUGACCACCCAACAAUUAAAGCUGUUGCUGAUAAGCAUGUAAAAACUCCAGCACAGAUAUUAUUGAGAUGGUGUGUACAGAAAAACUAUAUCUGUAUUCCAAAGUCUAGUCAAUCAUCUCGCAUUGUAGAAAAUGUCAGUAUAUUUGACUUUCAACUGUCUACUGAGGACAUGAAUGUUUUAGAUGGGUUAGAGGAAGGAUUUAGGACUGGAAGACCUAAAAUACAAGAGCCUUGGAAGGGAUAGCAAAUAAAGAAUUAUGCUUCAGAAACCAUAUUAUGUAUGUAGAGGAGUCCAAUAUGCAAGUCUGAUAAGAUUGUUGCUAGAAAAUUAAAAUGUAAGGGGGGUAGAGAAAGGGGGGAUCAAAGAGCCCAAGAGAGAGGGAGGUUGUUUAGGUUAUUUGCACUCAAGCUAAGAAAUUGUCAAUUAAAAGUGGAAACAAAAUUUGUGAAAUACUUAAGUUUUAACAUUGUAAAACACUUUAAAAACAGGUUUUAAUUACAGGCAAUAAGGCUCUAGAAAUAGUAAUAUUAUAAGAUAAAACUGCAUUGAAUAAAUUACAUUAAAACAAACCAAAGCAAAGGUAUUUAUUUUGAACAAGAUUUGGCAAAAUUGUUCCUUAAUUUGCUAUGGUAUUAUUUAAAGUUAAAGUAUUUAGUUAAUAUAGAAAUAAAAUUUUGAUGUAUCUUAGUUUUGAUUUUUGACACUAUUGUUCCUUUCUACUUUAAAUUUCACAAGUAACUAACACUAGUCUGUAUGUGAUCUCCAGUGCUAUCAAAGUAUCAAAAAAUCAUUCUACAAAAAUGUAAAAUACUCAGUCACGCAUUUACAAACACUCUAUCAUCUAACCAUCAUUAAUCAGUACUUUUUUAAACAAUAAGGGCUAAACAGUCAACAGUCAUAUGAUUGUCUGAUGAAAAAUCAUUAACUGUUCAAACAACAGAGUGUAGAGCUUCUUUAACCAUCUUGUGAAUUUACUUCAAAAAUGGUAUGAUCUGUUUAUUAAAAAACUCUUCAGUAAAUUGCAG